Scylla paramamosain (green mud crab) is the source of this 6775-nucleotide messenger RNA. RefSeq lists its product as uncharacterized. The transcript has 9 exons. Lineage: Eukaryota; Metazoa; Arthropoda; Malacostraca; Decapoda; Portunidae. The record is from RefSeq and is a predicted model, not a curated record. Bases 277 to 2070 code for a protein of 597 amino acids.
CUCUUUUUUUUUUUUUUUUUUUUUUUUUUUUUAAGGCUGAUCCUUGCCAAUGUAUAUACGAUCAAGUACCUCUUGAAGUUACUAAACAUACUAUCUGUCAUUUGUAUUGCCUGAGGUUUAUAUUAUUUGGGAAGAACGGAGCGCAGCUCGGCGCGGUAUCACAACAAACCCACCACUACCAGCUGGCGGCGCGGCUCUGACGGCUGGUUCGCCGGAAUUAGAAAAAAAAAAAAAAGGUGCUUGUCUUUCCAAUGUAGUGAUUGCAGGAGAUCUGUAAUGGCUCGAGGCUCCAGAAGAGGACCUCGCCGUGAGGAGACCUUGGGAGCAAGAAGCUGUGUUGUUCAAGCUCCUCCUAGAACAAGGAGCCAAGCUCUCAGGGAAAACCAAGAAAUAGAAAUACAACAUACAGUUACCUACAAAAAGGAAAAUGGAUAUGUUUCUGGUUAUGUAAAGGAUGUCAGCAAAACACCCUCACCAACUAGGGAUGGAUCACCAGACUCAGCAAUAUCUUCUAAUAGCUCAAAGUGGUCAGUGUCUAGUAACAUUUCCAUCAUGGGCAGACUUUCUGUAUGUGGUGAUUCAGAGUCUGUAACAGCCUUAAGCCCAGUUGUGGAAGAGGCUGCAAGAGGAUCAAAUGGAAGUGUAAACCCCAACACUGUAAAAUGGGUGAAUAACAUAGUAACAGAAAGAACUCGAGCUGCCACUCCACUCAUUAGAACAAGUGCUGCUGCCAAUGGAAGUUUGAUGAGGCACACAGGAAGUCUAGUUGCAGAGAGCUCAAAUGUGAUGGAAGGACACUUCUUGAAUAAAGCAAAGAUGGUAUAUGUAAAUUCUGGCUUUACAUCAGAGUUGGUGGUUCAUCUCUACAUCAUUGCAUCCUGUGCAUCAUCAGCAUCAACAAAAGCUGAACUUGAGAAAAUAGAAUCUGUGACUCCAGUCAGUCACUUGCUGCCCUUGCACCCUGUAGCUUUGCAAGUAGCAGCUUGGUUUGUGAUUGGCAGUCUGUAUGACCUGAUUUCACCAAGAACUGCACUGCUAUUACCAGAAGUUGUUGUUUUACUUCUUCAUCUGAUGCAUUAUAGCAGCUUUGGGAAAUUGUGCAGUCAUUUUCAUUCAUAUAUGUCUUCCAUUAAGAUGGGACUUCUAGGAUCUCACCUUCUUGCUGUUCAUCUUGGCUAUAGACACAACCUUGCUGGGAUGUUGUCAAGAGUGAGCUUUUGUUAUGGGCUUUGUACCACACUGUUUCCUGCAGUUGCCAGGAUGGUCAGCCAACAUCUAGGGAAUUCCAUUAACUAUCAACUUCUUACUCUCUUGAGUCUUCUGAGCAUCAUAUCUACACUUAGCAUCUUGGGGAGUAAUACCCCUACAAUCAGUGGUCUGCUUCCUAUUGUGUCUGGUCGUCUCAGUUGGGUUAACUUAAUUGGCUGUCUUACGAUGAAAUUUGCUGUGACUGUGCUGGCAUCAUCAUUACUUCCUUGGCUUGAUGCUUUACUGAGGGACAACAGUGAGAAAAUGGGUCUUCCAGAAGUUGUAACAAGUGGAUUACUUUGUACACCUGCUGUAAUUGUGCCUUUUUUGCUACUCUGCACAACAAUCCCCACAGCCAUAUCAGCAAUGGCUUUUCUGCUGACAUUAUUUUAUCUUUUCAUGAUUCUUGUAGGAGUCUCAGAAUCAUAUACAUUGGUGUUACUUAUUCCAAUGUGUGGCCUCAUGGGAGUCAUCCAGAACCUAGUGUUGGCUAGCCUUCUGACCACAUCCCUCCAUUACCCAGGAUUUCUGCUGGCCUCCAAUUUGGCCUUGCACACUGCCACCCGGUAUUACAUCCCAUCACUGAUAGCACAACUGCUGCCAUUGUGUGCUGACAGUACCAAGAAUGUCAUCUCCCUUACUUGUUGGCAAUGGUUAAACAAAACUAUAAAAGAUAAAUUUCAGCUACAGUAUUUGCCAGCAGUAUCAUCUUACUCAUUAGAGCUUGUGUCGUGUCAAAAUAUACAUCUUCAUAUUAUAGUUGUCAUUGGAUUCUUGUGUUCGCUUUUGCUAAUUUUACUGGCCAAAUAUGCACGAGUUUAAUUUUUGAGCAUAUUAUAUUUCAACCUUUUCUGUGAUAAAUAAGUUAAUGUACAAAAUGAUUCUCAUGAAUGGCAUUAGUAGUGUGUAAUUGUAUUUGGUUAACAAUUUGUACCUUGGCUUGUGAGGGGUUUUUUUUAAGGAAGACAGUUGCAGACUUUAAGGUAAAGAUUAUUAUUAUUAUUAUUAUUAUUAUUUUAUUUUAUUUAUUUAUUUAUUUAUUUAUUUUUCAUUUGGAACUGUUUAUUGUGCACAUGUUCCUAAAGGAAUGAGCUGUGUGAUAGGAUUCUACAGGGUAGGAAUCAGUACCAUAAUAGAGCAUAGCUAGAACUAGGACAUUUGGAAGUAUUUGGUCAGUAAGCCAAUAUAACGGAUUUAUGAUGUGGUUGUUAGCAACAAGUCAUGUUCAAUGAUGGCUGCUGGUGUUCAGACAUUUCAGUGUUCCAGAACCAAAGUUAUCAGUUUUUAAACAAGGUAUCACACGAGCUAUCCACAUUUGGGCCCAAUGAGUAGAUUUUUUUAAAAACUUUCUUCUUAUUUAGAUGAAUCGUAUAAAUGGUACGCCUGUUCAAAAGAAACUAAUCUAGCCAAUUUUGUCCUUUUCCUUGUUCAUAAAUGCAUAAUUUGCAUUGCUUAGUAAAAGUUCCUGUAAAUUACUUUAAAUACUGAAAGUGAAAUUAACUUCUUUCCUGGCAGCAGAGAGGUCUACUACAAGUCAGCAUUCUAUGAAUUAAUUCACAUAAAAAGGCAAUUUCUGCAAAAAACUGAAGUUUCCACCAUAGUGACUGAAUAGUGUCAAGCCAUACCAAACUUUGCAUGAUUUAUGCAGUAAUAAUUACUAGUGUAGGCUAUGACGUGAUGCUAAGAAAGGGUGCGGUUUCUGCAUCUGUGAAGGUUGGUAGGUUAAACAACCUUUGCAACAGCACAUCCCUGACUUCCUGAUGCAGUCUGAUCUGUUCUCUAGUUUUUCAAUAUCACUUGAUUUUCUUUAUACUUUUCUCUGUCUUCCAAGACCCAUAUAGUAUUUUUUGUUUUGUUUUAAUGUUACUGUUGUUAAAAAGCUCUCAGUAAUCAAUCUGAUUUUUAAUUUCUGUACAUGGUCUUUGUAAUUUGUCCAGUUGUUUCUUCAGGUCUUCAUCUCUUCCCUUCUCCUUGUUAUCAGUCCCAUUCCCUUUCUCUUGAACCAAGCUGCUGCAGGUAAACAAAACUUAAGUGUGGGUAUUGUGGGUGCUGUGCAAAUUAUGUGGCUGAUGGGGUAAGAGACUGAGAGUGAGAAAGCCUCACUCACCCCACCUGCUACACACAGCACCAAAGCACCCACUCUCAAGCUUUGUUUACCUGCAGCAGCUUGGCUCAAGAGAAAGGGAAUGGACUGAUAACAUGGAUAAGGGAAAAGAUGAAGACCAGAAAAAAGAAGGAUAUAUUACAGACUGUAUAGAAAAUAAAAAUCAUAACAUUAAGUUACUGGUGAACUCCUUUUAGACAACAGUAACAUUAAAACAACAUAAAUACAAUACAAGAUAAGAGAAAAGUACAAGGAAAAUGAAGUGGAACUUGGGAGCAGAGCAGAUCUCAGAAAGAAACAGUAAACAAUAUGGCAUCAUCAGGAAUGUUCUGUCACAGCUUCCAAUCUUCAAGCAGAACCAGAACCAACAGCCCUUCUUAGCAUCAUGUCCUCAGAGUAAAGGAGGAAGGGUAUGAAACUGAAAACACUGAGCCUACAGGAAAGAAAUACUGUAGCAGGCUCUAGAGUAACCAAUCAUAUUAUAUAUUCCAAAAUGCUCCAUAUUCUGUAAGAGAAUUCUUUAUUUUGCUAUGAUUUUAACCCCUAUGAGGUAUCAGUUUGCAAAAUAGGGGUAUCAUUGCAAAUAUCUUCUAAACAAACAGUUGAAUCAGUAUGACAUAUUGACAGAGCUUGUUUGACACUGUCUGUACACUGUACAGUUGACUUCCAAAUGUUUUUCAUGGAGAUUUUUCUUGGUUUUGAAGGGGAAGACAUUCAGAAAAGGAAGAUUUUAUGUGACAUAGUUUUGAUGUGUGGACUCUCUCUCUCUCUCUCUCUCUCUCUCUCUCUCUCUCUCUCUCUCUCUCUCUCUCUCUCUCUCUCUCUCUCUCUCUCUCUCUCUCUCUCUCUCUCUCUCUCUCUCUCUCUCUCUCUCUCUCUCUCUCUCUCUCUCUCUCUCUCUCUCUCUCAUUAUAACCAUCAUGUAAAACCUUCCCCUGUCCUAAUAUCUACUUGGUUCUUGCCAACUUCACCUUCAUGAAACACACAUGGCAAUGCACUGUAGUGCCUUAGGAAAUGGUAUCAAACAAGCUAUCAAAAUGUCAUGCUGAUCCAUCCAGCUGUUUCUUUAGGUCUUUCUGAAAUGUUAAAGAAUUUAAGUCUUAUAAAGAAACAUGAAUAUCAGUUCAUGAAGCAUCUUGCAAUACAGUAUGACAGUUUGCUUACUUCAGAGCAUGCUACAGUACUUCUUUCCUGAAGGUUCAGGGUUUUUGUUUCAUCUUCCUUCUUCUAGCCUUCCCUUGCACUUUGCUCUGAGGACAUGCUGGUUCUGAAAUGGAUAAUCAUUUCAAAAACUUUUAAAAUUUAGGUAAUGCUGUGACAGAUAAAUAAACUCUCCCUAUGGUGAGAAGAGCAGCAUCAUUCUUGUAUAUGCAGUUUUACAUCAGCAUUGCUAUUUUUUUUUUGUAGUACCAUGUUCUGCUGGUUUUUCUUUGUAGUAGAUAAAUUUUCUAUGUAAAACAUAGAUUAUAAUCUAAUGCAAGAAGACAGAAAAUUCUGUUUCCAUUAUUGUCUCCUCAGAGACAUUAGUAAAACACGCCUGAAGAUCAGGUCAGAUGACAUGUCUGUAGACAGCAACUUGUAUAUUUUCACAAUUGCAUUUCUUUACAAGCAAAUCUAUUACUUGACCAGCUUAGUCAUUGCAGUGACAAAGUGGAGACUGAAGGUACAACCCCUAUAUCAGCAGUUAUGCAUUUUUUACCCAAGCUCUCAUUCAGUAAUACUGUUGCAUUAGUACUAGCUCAUUCUUCAGUAUUACACAUUACUCCCUGUAUUAUAAACAAUAUUUUUUUGUUUUAUGAACUACUGCUCAAUAGAGAGCAACCCUUAGCUAUAGACCAUUGGCUGUCUUACAUUCUGUGCCCAAUCUGUCAGUCCAUAAUAUGCUUACAUUAAAUGGGCUGAUUUUUGCAAAGUACUUGGCCAUUACAAGCCUAGCCCUCAUCUUGCUUCAGUCUUUUAUUUUUGAUUUUUUUCUUCUUUCUUGUAGAUGAUAUAAUCCCCUAUAAUUGAGUGGAACAGAAUGAAAGAGGAAAAGGCUCUCUGAGAACUUCCAUGAAUGUCUUUUGAUGGUAAAAGACAAGGAGUGACUGACAAGUUAAGAGCAACUGUUGUAAGAAGGAAGCUGGAACUGCAAGCUUAACUGAUUAAAAAAAAAAUUAGUUAUAAAGGAACCUAUUUACUUAGAUAUUUUAAGACUAUCAUAGGCAAAUGAGAAUGAAUGUAUAAUAGAUAGACUGACAAAUGGGUCCAGGUUCAAAAUGUGUGUGUAUACUGUAUAAUUAUAUACUCAUAUCUGCCAGGAAGGGGUUAAACUGAAAAAUUAAAAAAAUUGUUUUCUAGUUAUGAAUGUUUUAAGAAAUGUAACAUUCACAGGUCAUUCAUUUACUUGCAUGUGGAUAGUAAGUGAGAUAAUUCAUAGUAGGAAAAGGAGAAAAGGAAAAAGAAAUAUGAGGAUGUAAUAAGCAACAUAUAAGGAGGUGGUAUUAGAAGAACAAGGAGUGGAGCAGCAGCAUUUUUCUGAUAAUUUGUAUUUUUCUUAUCUUUUGUGCACAAGACUGUAAAACAGGCCUUUAGUUUUGUGGCUUUCAAUAGAUGGAAAAGGUAGUCAUAAGCUAAGGUAUCCAGUACUAAGUUAAUAUGUGUUUUGAGUCCAGUAAACUGAAAAUAGAUCUGUCUCUAUGGUAUUAUUAGUAUGACUUUAUGCAGGAUUUGGGUAAUUUUAUGGUGAAUCUCAGUUGCUUCAGAAUUCCCUUAUUGUGUUCAUGAAAUACCAGACACCACAAUAGUAAAGUUCUGUGACACUGCAUUUAAGCUUCAGAGUCUAAAUUUGGUAUGGAGAAGGCUGGCAUCAUAGGUUAUAAAGUCAUGGGGUUCAGUCUUAUAUUACAUAUUUGCUUGCAGUUUCUGCUACUUAAGAGUGAUAUUAUUUUUCUUAUUUAUUUUCUUACUUUUGUACCUUAUAGAGAAGGCCAGUUUAUCACAAUAUGAUUUGUUUAUCACAUAUAUAUUACUUUUGUAUCUUAUAGAGAAGAAGGCCAGUUGUUUAUCACAAUAUGAUUUAUGUCUGCCUUUUUAUAUAUCAGAUACCUGUACUCCCCUUAAGGGAGAGUCUGCUGAAAAAAAAAAAAAAAAAAAGUAAAAAUACUAUUUUGAGUUAGACCUAUGGUCUGUGAGACACUCGAUCCUCUGGCUAUUGAACGGUGGAGUUUUUUUCAGUCGUACAUAAAUUUAGUGCCUGCAGCAAGUUUUUUUCGUUAAUUAUUUUUACUUAUAAAUGUAAAAGGACCACUGGCCAAGGGCAACAAAAAUUUUAGGAAAAAAACCCUACUUGGGUCUCCACUGAAUGGCCAUGGUUUGCUGACUAUGGCAUAUGUAUGAUACUGUCCAGUUUUUCAACGAACAAUAAAAAAAUAAUCAUGUAAA